Messenger RNA from Myxocyprinus asiaticus (Chinese sucker), 1629 nucleotides. RefSeq lists its product as uncharacterized. The transcript has 4 exons. The coding region runs from base 59 to 691 and encodes 210 amino acids. NCBI's taxonomy places the organism in Eukaryota, Metazoa, Chordata, Actinopteri, Cypriniformes, Catostomidae. Gene Ontology annotation, cellular component: membrane. Gene Ontology annotation, biological process: adaptive immune response. Gene Ontology annotation, molecular function: signaling receptor activity. The record is from RefSeq and is a predicted model, not a curated record.
CAGCGCAGACAAGUUUUGUUUGUGUUUCCCAGUUUAAAUGGAAGACGUUGAUUGAGAUAUGUGGACCACAAGGACGAAAAUGUCUCUGACAGUCACCUUGUUUUUAUCUGUUGUUCUUCUUAAUCUCUGCAAUCUUGUUUCAAGUGCAGAUGAACACAAGUUUAAAGGUGAGAAUUACACCAUUAAGUGCCCUGCUGCUCACAAAGACGCGCUGGGUGUGUAUCUGAACAGCAAACGGGAGGUCAGCCGUGAAGUUCUCUAUUACUAUUUUAAAAGUAGCAUGUUAACUUUGCAUGAAGACUACAAAGGACGUGUUAAAGUCAAAGUGGAAAAAACAACUCUGAUCAUAGACAUUUUUAACCUACAAAUGAAGGACAGUGGGUUUUAUUGGUGCUCUUGCAAUUUAUUUCUGCGGAAAUGUGAUAUGACAACAGACAAAGGUGUUUUUCUUUUGGUCAAUGAGAUCCCAAUUGAAACAGCUACUGUCACUGCUAAAAAAUCCUAUGGCAUGAAUGACUUCCUGAUACCGGUGGCUGCUCUGGCAGUUGGGAGUGUGCUGUUACUGUUGAUUCUGGUGGCUGUAGUGUGGUUGGUACCCAAGAUAAAGGAGCAAUCCAGAAAAAAUAGGGAAGAAGAGAAAAGACAUAAUGGAAUAUACGUGGACAUGCGGUGUAAGACAAAUGACUUCUAAAUACACACGCACAUAAAUAUGCUUGGUGUGAUUUCUGUUUCCAAAAUUUGCCCUACAAGCCACGUUGUGGUGUUCUGCAAUAUUAUUUGCAAAAAAUCUCUAUGUAAAUAUAAUGUCAAUUCUCUUUUACAGUGUUGAUUUCUGAAAACCUUGUUUUGAAUUUUGUAACUGUUGUGUACUGUUUCGGCUGUGACUCAUUCAGUCCUACACAGCUACUUUAUGAAAGGAUGUUAGCAUGUUCAUCUGAUUUGAUUUUUUUUUUCUCCCUCUUUUCAUGGUUGAUCUAUUUCUCUGAAACUGAGUAACUGGCAUGUUAGGAUUCAAAAAAUAUGAGUUCCUUUUUUGUAAACAGCUUAAAUUUUAAUUGGCCUCAUCUUCUGUAAAUAUGUUAUCAGCAUUAAAUGAGUGAUUGAGUUUGGCCCAUAGCUGAAGCUUGAGCCCCAUGUUUAUUUUAUCUUUACUUUAGCUAAAUUAUAUGUGCAUUUGUUUAAUUUAAAAAAAAUUACUUAUUUGGGUUCUUAACAUAUAUCUGAUGUACUUGUAUGUCUCUGUAAUGUAAUUACAUAUGAAAUGUAUAGCUUAAUUGGUUUGUGUUUAAAGAUACCUUUACAAGAAUAAUGUUGAAAUGUGUGUCACUCUUGAAAGCAUUGAAAACAGGAUCUGAAUCUGUCAGCUACAGCCUGUGUUGUUACUUGACUAGUGGCCUUGGUCUGUCUUGGGGACUUGUACAUUUUACUUAAUAGAGCCGAGCCUGCAGACUUCAUCCUGUGGUGGAAAACAUUCUUGUCAAGACCACACUAAAGGAAGUAUAACACUCCCUUUGAGAAUGUCACCUCUGUUCACACUGAGCCUCACUCCACCUCACUGUACAUAUUUGCCAAGUGUGUGACGUUUGCAACCUUAAGGGGAAAAAAAAAAUAAAGCUUUUGGGGAAAGAC